Molecule: messenger RNA, 393 nt
Organism: Letharia lupina
Lineage: Eukaryota; Fungi; Ascomycota; Lecanoromycetes; Lecanorales; Parmeliaceae
Exons: 2
Coding region: 1-393 (130 amino acids)
Source: RefSeq, a predicted model, not a curated record
AUGCUUGCACGAGGCGACUUUACGCCUAGUCAGGUGUUAUGGAUCAUGAUAAACAUACGUUCGGCACGCAUCGUGCUCUUGAAGAUCACUCACGCUCCUUAUAUCGCCGCUAUAUGGGUCUAUGAGGAGCUGUAUGCAUUGCGUAGCCGCUGGCAGUAUUCUAAAAGCUCGCAGCAACGGAUGCGAUCUGCAAAGCGAGGCAUACACACACAUAUGCCAACCCCACGGCCAGAUUUAAUGAGCAGAUCCGAAGUGUCGAUACCAAAGACACCGACCAGUGCCAAGCGCCCGAGUGCGCUUGGGCUAACGGACCAUGACUUGGCGGCUACCCUGAAGACCAUAAAUGAGCGACUGGCCACUAUGGAACGGAAGAUUGACCAACUCAGCAGAUAG